Pyrenophora tritici-repentis Pt-1C-BFP is the source of this 9330-nucleotide messenger RNA. RefSeq names its product glycosyl transferase. NCBI's taxonomy places the organism in Eukaryota, Fungi, Ascomycota, Dothideomycetes, Pleosporales, Pleosporaceae. Gene Ontology annotation, molecular function: glycosyltransferase activity. The record is from RefSeq and is a predicted model, not a curated record.
AUGCCCCGACCAGAGAUCCUAGGUAUUGAGGCCUUCCGUCAUGGGCCAUCACUUCACGGGUGGUGGUGGGAAUGGACGCUCAUUGCCAUCAUCGGCGCCAGCGGUCUCAUUGGUAUUAUCACAGUGCUGUGGCAUGCGUACCGUAUCCUCAGUAGUUUCCUCAAGAGAAGAGCCGACCCCGAUAACUUGCCGCGAUCCGUACAAGAACGUAUUCAGCUUCUAUGCAACGAUUCGAGCGUCGUGCGCAAAUCCCACGUCCUUCCCACCAAGCUAGCAUCGUUUGGUGUAUACCUAGGCCAAUUGAGUACUCCCGCCACACAAGAAGAAAUCAGUAUACUAUCGCAAUGGGAGGCUGUGGUGCUGGAUCACUCCCAACCUGGGGUUUUGGAGGCUGUCAGCGAUGAGAGUAUUCCUAUGGGACCGCACAUCAUCGCGCGGUUGGACCUUAGCAAAGUCAUCACCUUCUCAGCCAUGGAAUUUGAAUCGGAAAUGUCGCGCGCGAUAUAUGUACUUUCGUCGACUGUUCAACAGACUUUGCGACAGGCGGACCAAAAGAGAUACUUUACUGGCGUCUUGGUAGCGGGGUGGCGCGACUGCGUUUCUGUGCCUCUAUUGAAUGGCCUGACAAAGCUUCUUUCUGCAUAUGGCUUGGAUAUAUACCUCGAGAUCGGAGCUCCAGACUUCCUGGAUGGUGUCCGCAAACUCGACAUCGGGCUAUUUGCCGGUAUGGUAGUGCGGAAUGGUACAAUUAUGUCCAAUGGAGAUCGCCGCGAUUUCUUCGCCAUGGACAAGAUGAAGACCACCACGAAAUCAUUUGUUUCGCAAGCCUGCCAGCGCCCUUUCGUCACCAUGAUGUGGGACACGAUCGACGACAACGCCGAGCUCUCGCAUGCCGUAGUUAGAAGAGCACACAUGUGGUGCAGCUAUCAUGGCGCGAUUCCGUACUUCCCACGACAACGCGCUUUGACAAACAUUGAUGAAGUUCGCCCCUGCGAUGAGCCUUUGGCAGCCUUCCAGUGGUUGAAGGAUCGUAGAGUCAUGGACGUUCACGACAACUACCGAGCCGCACGCACACUUUCCCCGGGGUUUUCGAGCAUCAUUGAUGACUAUCUGCCUUUGCAAAAGAUCUUUCCCUUUCUGGCCGAUGCACUUGCCAAUCUAGAUGGAUCGGAGUCUGAAGAUGACGAUGCUUCCAGUACCUCUACGCUUACCGUGCACUACCCUGAGAUUGACGAAAAUGGAGCAUUAGUUCAGCGAGAACCCACAUCGCCUGGAUCGUCGCUGGAUUGGUCCGUAGCCAUGGAAAAGAAGGCGGAUAACCCACUCUCUUGCGCUUACGAUGGAACACUAUAUACAUCACUCGGAUGCUUUCCCAUUGGUCUGGAUGCUUCCAAGACAGACUUCGAUCGCGUUCUCGUCUCGCAACGGCGUCUACGCGACCUAAAACUACUGGUCAGGGCCACCUCCCAGCAACUCAAGGCCGCCGCAAAAGUUCUUAGUGGCUAUUGCCACAGCAGCAGUCACUUCCUUGACCUAGUGCCUACCUCAAGACAAGCCAUCUCGAACCUUGCGCAUGUCCUAUCCCACACCAACGACGAUGCCAACGACCCGUAUCAACUACAAGUCUACACUGCGCUCGAUUCAGGGUUUCACACCCCUAGUGGCGCCCAGUUUUGGUCAGUAUGGGAGGUUGAGCCAAGAACCAAGGCUAUCAUCAUGUACAUCUCCAAGUCAGUGCAGGAUGUCAAUACUGUCGUGCUCCACACACAUCUGAGCAGGCUUGGAUUCUCCAGAUACCAUUGCCUCCUCGCUGAGUACGGCCUGUCAGAGUUCACCGUGGGGUCUUUUUCGCAUGAACGCCUACCCGCAAGGUUUCAUCAAGACCUGGACUUGCUUUCUUCUUCGGAUCUCCUAUUGUACCUGCAGCACAUUCACUACUCUGAGUGGGACCAAGACUGCUCUCUGGUUUCAGCUAUUCGCGAGCGUUGCCAAGAGCUGCUGAUCGACGUACCAACGUAUCAUCAAUUCAAGCAGCUGAGUAACGUGGAGUACAUCAGUGGCAGCAUUAGCGACGAGCAAUUAGUGAGCGCGAAGCUCAAAUGGUAUCGGGGCUCUCGUCUACCAACAAUUGGUAGGUCAGACGCCCUGCAGCUGUUCAGACACGUUGCCGAGGUAUUUGGCGACAUCUUGUGGUCACGUGAUCAUGAAAGGCUUGACAUCAUCACUUCAGCUAUAGCAAAGAUCACAGGCAGAGGAAGCUUGGAUUCAGCUGCCGACUUUGUUCUCUUCUGCAUCUUCAGCGCCGCUAGAAAGCAUGGCUUUGAAGAGGUCUACAUCGAAGUGUCAGACCGGAACCCGCUCUUCAACCAGUACUCCGAUCAGAGCGCGGCCUUUGCAGAACUCUUCGCGCUGGGCUCUCGAUGCGAGGCGUACUUUGAUAUCAAACCAAGCGACAUGGGCAUUAUACUCUCAAAAAAGCACAGAGACUACUACAACCACGAAGAACACCAGCCUCCAAUGUGGAUCUUCAAUGCGCCGUCAUUCGCUUCCGCGUAUGCCGCAGCCCAGACAGACAUUGAUCCAGAACAGAAGCCAUCUGUAAUGCCUGCAUACCGUCGUUUUACCUUUCUCAGCGUCUUCGCUAUUCCUGCCCUCGUCGACAUUAUCCUUCUAUCCACGACUGGACAUGGACUCUAUCUUAGCGUGAACAUGUCUGGAGACGAGAGAUACUAUGCUACCCUAGCUUUGAUGUGCUCUUUACUUCUCUCUGGUGCCGUAGGAACCUGGAUCUCGAUUGGAGGUACCUACUACCUCAUCUCCAUGGCGUUCUCCGCAGCCAACAUGUUCGUCCUCACACGCCUGGUCGGUGGCCUCGCUUUCACCCUUGCUGGAAGUGUCAUUGGAUUCAUCGUCAUCUCAAGUGUAUCGAACCCAAACAACGGAGCAGUCUUCUUCUUCUACCUGCUUGGGCUCACGACGUACUUGACUGUUCUUGCUGUCCUCUCCACGUACCAAAUUCCGGGGUCCAGUUUCCUCAAUGGACGUAAAAUCAUCAUCAUGGUCAUUCCCACUUUGCUCAUCUCCCCUCUAUUGACCAUCUUUAUUCGGGGUCAUGAAGUUAUCAUUUACCUGACGAUUCUAUACGUCUUCAUUGCACUACUGAUUCUUGGCACCCGACGUGUGGCGACUCAAUGGGUGACUUGGUAUCAUAACAUCAAGACCCUCAACGACGCCGAUGUCAAGGAAUGGUAUCUAAAGAGACACAUGGAAGCUGAGCGCUUAGCAGAUGAGGCCCAGGCGAAGGCAAACCGACCGGGAAAUUUGCCCGUUACUGCGAACGACUCCAUGGCUGCUUCCUCGGACGUUUCGCUUCGCGCGCCAGAGAUUUUUCGCAACAUGAGCGAACCAGCUGUCCUUACAUUAUGCCGUGAUGCCUUGCACGAGGCGGUAUUGAAAGAAAAGGGACGCAAAUUCUGGCAAAAGUCUACCGAAGACAGCUUCGUCAAGCGGCUGGCGGACUGUUGGGAUUCAACACUCUUCUUGUUGGAUUGGUAUGCGCGCAUAACGGAAACCAGACGGCCAAUUCCAUACAGCUCGACCUGGAACCUUGAGACACAAGUCGCGCUCGAGAGCAUGCAGCAGUCGCAAAAAGGUAUUCGGCUCCACAACUCUUUCAUACACUGGCGUACCGCCGGCGAUGAGAUCUACUGCGGAAUCCUUUACUUUCUGGUCGCGCUCAUGGAUCGAUGGCUCGAUCUCGUGCAUGGCGGUCAGUUCGCCGGACUAGGAAUUCCAUUGGACGAUGAUAUACUUCGACUAUCCGUCGGCUUUGGGCUCGCAUACUAUCUCAUUGGUGCAGUGUUGCUCGACUACAAGGCUCAACAUCUACAUACAAUGUCGGAGCAGCUGUCACCGGUCUCGAUUGAGAACUCUGAGCAGAUCAAGAAAGCAAAGGCCAACGACUUGAAAUUCAGGCGACACUUGUACUUCGGCACUCUGUGUCACUUUAUUGGUGUACAUGUGUGGGCUCUUGCUGUUUCCACUGCCCUUAUCUGGGUCUUUAAUGGCUCCUCACCAGGUGUGGUCUUGUUCUUGAGCUAUGUCGGCGCCUACACUGGCCUACUCCUUUACCAGUACAACAAGAUCUUCUCUGGCCCACAUGCACUGAUGCCACUUCUGGCAGCAGUAAUUCUUGGCUUACUGGUUGGUAACAUACUCAUCGAAAUCUUCCCAGGGUUCCUUUACGGCAAGAUCAUUGCUCUCGCCGUGUCAACUUGGACAGCAGCCCUCCUCUCGUUCCGGACGGCCAAGUUAGGCACACCUGAGGCAUUCGAUAUUCGCAUGUGGAUCCUCGAGGUCCUUCCAAAGAUCCGAUGGACUCAUAGCUCAAACAAACCGCCAGCGUCUGCGCUGGUGAUCGGUUCCUCUAUCAUCGAGGUUUACCAUGCCUACAACGGUGCCGGCAGCGACGCAGAGUUCAGUCAAAGUGAGCUUCACGCUUGUUGCAACAAACUGCGAGCUGCACCCAGGGAGAACAGGUAUCGCGUAAAUGCUGUUGGGCAGCCAGGUGACCAAAUUACCGCGAUACUCCUGUCAUGUACGCACGAUAAUCUAUCCAGACUUGCUAUGCAAGCGUAUCCAAACAUGCCGUUCCUGGUGCAGCGCAUCCUCUCAGCCUGGCGAAAGGAUCUCAUCCAGGUCUUCAUCGUCCCAAUCCGAACUAUAGCAGAAGUCGCUGGUGACCUUCGAGCAAUCUCGCACUCUUCAGGAGGUCGUCUGACGCUUUACAUAGCUGCGGACGGAAAUGGUACGAGCCUUGGGCAGACAAACGUGAGCAGCAACUGUACCAUCAUUGCAGAAACACUAUUGCAUGCUUGCUCAGAGACCAUACUUGGUCUGCCACACCAUCACGCAGAAAUCGCUGAGUCCAUGAUCGCCUGCCGAGGAGAUGAUGGAUUUUAUCCCAUAUCCGAGUGUAGUAAACGAUCAAUGCCGGCUUCAAAUGUAGGGGCAGAUGCUGCCACGUUUGAACUGACAUGCCGCAAGGAGCUGUUGCGCAACUUGUGUCUAGGAUUCGACUGCGAUACACAGUGGGACAGUCUUCCCCUUGAGAUCCGCCGUCUUUUCCUCCGACGUUGUCUCGGUAUCAGAGCACCCUAUUCGAAUACCGAAAUGGCAUGGGUCAAUGGAAAUGUUUCUGCUGAAAGCUCCUGUACGAUACUUUCGUGCAUUGCACGGUACGACCUGGGUGCUUACUUGGCUGUGACCAAAUACAACUUCUUCAGGAGCCGGGGCGAUCACUCUCUGUCCAAGACAGAGUACCGCCAGAGUUCAGAUAUCCAGGAAGCAUACCACCCAGUACUGAACCAGUCGGCUGUAUCAUUACUUGGCAUGUUCACCGAGUACAUUCGCCUCCCGAUCGCGUAUGUAUAUCACUCUACAGGAACAUGGGUAAAAUUCUUCUUCUUGGCGUGCAUGGCAGACCCUGAAUACCAGCGUGAGCUGAAUGGAGCUCUCUUACAUUCUCCAAGUUUCGUGCAGAUACCCACCACCUUCGUACUUAACGGGUUGUGGAUAUACAGCCGAGCUGCAAUGUCAAUCUUCCUACCAUUCUUCUUGUAUCAUCACCGCCAAGAUAUUGCAGAUCUUGCCGGAACUGUCAAAGGCAGUCUGAUCAUUCAGAAGAAGAACCGCUUGAUUAUUCAGAGCUACGGAGAAACAGAAACGGCUUUUGUGCACCCUAUAGAGGAUGGUGGAGUCAAGUUGACUUUCUACCAAGGUGCCCUGAAACAAGAGCCAACAUCAGGUCACACACGAAUCACCCAGUACGACAACAAGAUGCGCAUCACCUUACGCGAGGAAUAUAAGAAUACCGCGGUGACCAAUGAAUUCAUUUACGAGUAUGGAGACAAGCAAACAAAGCGGAGAUCGAUGAUCUCAAAAGCCCGGUCGAGCAGGAUACCGCUAAGCAGGAGCUGCCGUAUCGGUAGCGAUGAAGGCGCCAAAGUCGUAUACAACCACAAGGGUCACAUUGAGUCUGGAAACUAUAUCAGCGAGCAUAACUUGGUUCGUUUCAAAUACCAUUACCGGAAGAACGCAAAGUACGAUGACGAACUGCUCCGCGCGGAGUUUGUGCUUCCCCACAUGUCCGUCAAUGUCAGUUGGUGUGCUCCUCCCGUUCGCCACGCCGAGAAGAUGGAGCGUUGGAUACCGACACCUCGCGUCUACGAAGCGACGUUUGUCCAGGGGCCCGACGUAUACGAAUGUUCUUGGUUUUACGAUCACAAGUUCCACCCAACCAUCACUACCAAGCUUAACGGCGAGCCGGUCGAUACCCCCGAUAUGAUCCGCUACGAUUGGCUCGGCGUCCUUAAGAAGCCUACUCGAUGUACCUUCGCCGACGAGAAUCCCCUGCUGGCGUUCAAGACACCGACCUCAAACCUCUUGAAUCAACUACUCCGUAGGAACAUCAAACAGCAGGACAUCUCCACAUCCAGAGCUCGAUCCCAGCUCUGGAAGACUUGGAAGAAGCGAAACGAUCUCGAUGGUGUUGUUAUUCGAUGGGUAGACGAGGAGCUGAUUCGAAACGAGGCCCUCCUCAGGCCCUACUGGAGACGCCGUGAUCGUGGAAGCCUUGUGAAAGCGGAAGACUACCUGGCGAUGCAUGCCGAUGCCAUCAUGGCGAGCUCUGAUUUGACUAGCGACAUUAGUGCUUGGACAACUCUCGCCAUCCGCAUGAGCGACCUUUUCAGUUUCGGACAAGGCGGUGAUGCCGUCAUCUUUACCAGGACCAAGGCACUACAGCGCGAUACUGACCAGAAUCUACACGUUAUUGCUGUCGACACCGGUACUUGGCCAAACGAAGGCGGCGGUGUGUCGGCAUGCCGUCGCGACCUCAUCAACAACUUGCGUACCAUCAAAUGGCACAUGGUAGUCGAAUCAGCCAAUGACUUCGGUCUUCCAAAGCACCAAACCGAGGAGAAUGUUGAGUCGCUCAAGAUCAUUCCACUAUGGGGUUUGGACUUUAUGCACCCUAAUCACGGCAUGUUCACCAACAAGCUCGACAGCGAGGUCGAUCAUCUCGUCAAGGCAGCUACCAUCACCGAUAUUGAAACAAACUUCAUUCCUACCUUGACUGCACUUGUUCAUGGAGCCCGAGCGACCACAAUGACAUCAGCAGACGUCAAGCAAGCAACGCGUGCUUUGGUCAACCUCAACACGUACUUCCAAGAUUCGCGGCAUUGGAAGGAGGUGUGGACGAGCGAUGUUGUGAAGAAUGCUUGGAGGAACCUGUGGCUUGCAGACGACAUUCCGAAUGCGCAACCACCGUCGGAGUGGUUCCGCACUGAGCUACCAACCCUCAACCACUUUGAUACUGCGCUGGAGCUGUGGUACAGAUACUUGUUCAUCUUCUCGAUCCCCAUUCCCGAAAGGAUUCCGAACGUAUUCCAGGCCUCUCAUCACAGUGUCUCGGCUUCGUACGGUAUCGUUUGCAAACUCAAGCGCAACUGCACGCUUCAGAUUUGGGACCACGCGAUAUCCUGGAGAGAGACUAAUCUCUACCUCUCCUCAGCCAUGUGCACUUUGCCGCCGUUCAUUCGGAAUUCUCUGUUGGGUCUCAUGAAGUUGACUUCGUGUCUCAUCUUGCAUCAUGCUGAUCAGAUUCUUCCCUGUGCAGACUUCUUUAACCCCGGUUGGGAAGUGGAAAUUGGCAGUGCCAAGGGCCAACUUACCCACCGCAAUGUUUUCCGUCGAAAGGUCGAUCCUAUCGUGAACGGCAUUCCCGACAUGACCAAGUUCGCCCCUGUGACGGAGAUCAAAACGAAGUCGCCAACCGUUACCAUGUUGUCCCAUGUCUGGUUCGCAAAGGACAUCAAGACCGCUCUACUUGCGGCAGACAUCAUCACCAACGAGUGGGGAUUCAAGGACUACAAGCUCGACAUUUACGGCGCUCUCAACAAAUCACCAGUCUACUCAUCGGAGUGCCAGGAAAUUCUUGCUUGCAAGGGCCUUGGUAAGAAUGUGGCGAUGCGAGGCACUGCAGACCCCGCGAUGGUCCUCGCCAACACCUGGCUGUUCCUCAACUCUUCCGUCUCCGAAGGUCUACCCCUCGCACUCGGAGAGGCUGCGUUGACUGGAGCUCCUGUCGUAUGCACAGAUGUCGGUGCUUCACUACGUGUUCUUACUGAUCCCGACGACGGCAAACGUUACAGCGAGGUUGUUGCGCCGAACGAUGCAUAUGGUCUUGCACGUGCCCAGAUUAACCUCCUUGCAAUGCUCGACGAAUGGGCGCAGUAUGCCGACGAUGAACCUGGAGUGCCGGCCCCUAUCCUUCCUCACAAGCCUACACCCAGGGAUGUCGAGAUCAUCACACGCCGCAUGUACGAGAAGUCUGAGCAUCGACGAAAGCUGGGCAUGAUGGCGAGAGGCAUUGUCCAAAAGUCUUUCGGUGGUGAGCGCUAUCUACGAGAGCACGAACAGAUGCUCUGGAUUGGUAAGGCUUCUCACGAGAUGCUCGGUAUCGAGAAGAGAGUACCACCCCCCAAGAACCCAGCACGUAUGCUAUCGCUCCGCCGUACAGUUCCGCGACAGCUGCACGUAGAAAGCACCUCGAGUCAAACGAUCGACCUACAGAUGGAGAAGAUGAUGCACCCACGCCCGUAUGCUCCAGGGCGCACAUCAGCCACUACAUCUUUCUCAUCGAUAUAUGUUGAUCAGCCAACUGCAUCGUCCAGUUAUUCCGACCCUCUCUGGGGGGAACACGAAGACUGGAAUGCACAUACAGACUCGCCGGGGUCAUCAGUCGACGACGACUGGCCAGUCCCGUCUGUCGCGCGUCCAGCGAAAACAUACUCCGGUGCUAGCGCGAUACCCAUACCACCUAUGCCAACAUCUACCAGAGGAAAGCAACCCGCACAUUAUAUUCCCACCGGUCCUGAAAGAGACGGUAGCUUGAUGCUCCCGGUAGCAAAUCCUAAAAUGGAUCCGAAAAAAGCCGUGCGCAUGCGGCAGAGUCUGGUUACCACCGACAGCGCAAGGAGUAGUGUUAGAACGAGAAGUCAUUUGCAUGAGGUGGAGGUUGCCGAGUAUGGCAACGUAGAUGGGCGGCUGUAAGGGUUGCGGAUUGAAGAUUUUCAUCGAUUUUAGAGCGAUUAGGUGCACGGAGUUUGCUGCUUUGGGGCUUAAUUUCUUUUCUCUUGCAUCUAUAUUCAAAAGCGCAUUGUCUAUAUAGCGAAAUUGCUCUUGCACAUAUCCAAGUAGAAAGGAAAAAAUUCUUUGUAAUCAAUUAGAUGAAUCUGUGAGUCAUACUGCAAUGACGACCUUCUACAA